GGAUGCACCUGACGCCAUCUCCGGGCGCCCGGCUCGGGCGGGGGGGAGGGGGCCGCUGGGUGUGGGGCGGCUCCGGGGCCGGGGAUGGCGGCGGCCGCGGUUGCGGCGGCUCCCGGACAAGCAAGAGGAGCCCGUGGAGAGCCGUGAGAUGGGCCGGCUCCCAAGCCAGCAAAGAAGACACUGCUUCAUACUACAGCUGCUCAGAAGCACCACUGGAAGCUCAGCAGAUGUGGGCGUCUCAGCCAACAACAGAGAGGGGUGCAGGGGAGCCACAGAGAAGCCCCUUCUGAUGCCCCAAGGAGCAAGUCGACCCCUUCCAGGCUCCAGGAACACCACAAAGCAAUAUGAAACCUGUUCAUGAGAGGAGUCAGGAAUGCCUUCCACCAAAGAAACGAGACCUCCCCGUGACCAGCGAGGAUAUGGGGAGAACUACCAGCUGCUCAACUAACCACACAUCCUCCAUUGAUGCCUCUGAAUGGUCUCGAGGGGUUGUGGUGGCUGGGCAGAGCCAGGCAGGAUCCAGAGUCAGCCUGGGGGCUGAUGGAGCUGAGGCAAUCACUGGUCUGACAAUGGACCAGUAUGGCAUGCUGUAUAAGGUGGCUGUGCCACCUGCCACCUUCUCCCCCACUGGCCUCCCGUCUGUGGUGAACAUGAGCCCUUUGCCCCCCACAUUUAAUGUAGCGUCUUCAUUGAUUCAACAUCCAGGAAUCCACUAUCCCCCAAUCCACUAUGCCCAGCUCCCAUCCACCUCACUGCAGUUCAUCGGGUCUCCUUAUAGCCUUCCGUAUGCUGUACCACCUAACUUUCUACCGAGUCCACUCCUUUCUCCUUCUGCCAGUCUUAGCACCUCUCACCUUCCACAUUUUGUGCCAUAUGCCUCUCUCCUGGCAGAAGGAGCCACUCCUCCUCCCCAGGCAUCAUCCCCAGCCCACUCAUUUAACAAAACUGCCCCCUCUACCACCUCCCCACCUGAGCAGUUGCCCCACCACACAAGUACUCAGCCACUGGACCUUGCUCCAGGCCGGAUACCUAUUUAUUAUCAGAUGUCCAGGCUACCUGCUGGGUACACCUUGCAUGAAACCCCCCCAGCAGAUGCUAGCCCAGUUCUUACCCCUCAGGAGGGCCAGUCUGCUCUGGAAGCAACUGCUGCCAAUGGACAGAGACAUCGAGAUCGAAGCUUAGUAAGACGGGAAAGUGAAGCCCUCAACUCCCCGAACAGCAAGGGUGAAGGCCAGGGACUGGUGCCAGUAGUAGAGUGUGUGAUGGAUGGACAGUUGUUUUCAGGUUCUCAGGCUGCACGGGUGGAGGUGGCAGUGCCAACACAUCGAGGGACUCCAGACACUGACCUUGAGGUCCAGCGAGUAGUUGGCACUUUAGCUUCUCAGGACUACCGUGUGGUGGCAGCUCAGAGGAAGGGUGAGCCCAGUCCCCUCAACUUGUCCCAUCAUACCGAACAUCAGGGUGAGGGCCGAGGGUCAGGCAGGAACCCAGCAGGAAUGGCUGAGAAAAAUCAGGCCCGGGGCUUCUACCCUCAAUCCCAUCAGGAACCAGUGAAACAUAGACCUUUACCCAAAGCAGUGGUUGUAGCCAAUGGCAAUCUGGUACCCACUGGAACUGACCCAGGCCUGCUACCCAUGGGCUCGGAGAUCCUGGUGGCAUCAAGUUUGGACACACAGGCCAGAACCACCUUUCCAGAUAAGGAGCCAACGCCACCUCCCAUUACCUCCUCCCACUUGCCCUCCCAUUUCAUGAAAGGCGCCAUCAUCCAGCUGGCUACAGGGGAGCUGAAGCGGGUGGAGGACCUCCAGACCCAGGAUUUUGUGCGUAGUGCCGAAGUGAGCGGGGGAUUGAAGAUUGACUCUAGCACAGUUGUGGACAUUCAGGAGAGCCAGUGGCCUGGAUUUGUCAUGCUGCAUUUCGUGGUUGGUGAACAGCAGAGCAAAGUGAGCAUCGAGGUGCCCCCUGAGCACCCCUUCUUCGUAUAUGGCCAGGGUUGGUCAUCCUGCAGCCCUGGGCGGACUGCACAGCUCUUCUCUCUGCCCUGCCAUCGGCUCCAGGUGGGAGAUGUUUGCAUCUCUAUCAGUUUACAGAGCUUGAACAGUAACUCAGUUUCUCAGGCCAGCUGCGCUCCCCCAGGCCAGUUGGGUCCCUCCCGAGAAAGGCCUGAGAGGACAAUAUUGGGACCCAGAGAGCAAUGUGACAGUGACGGGAAGAGCCAGUCAUCAGGCGAAGGCUCCCGAGUGGUAGAGCCCUCUCAGUCGGAACCUGGUGCUCAGGCCGGCUGGCCAGCCCCAAGCUUCCAAAGAUACAGCACGCAAGGGGAGGAGGCACGGGCUGCGCUGCUGCGUCCCUCUUUUAUUCCACAGGAGGUAAAGCUGUCCAUUGAAGGACGCUCUAAUGCAGGAAAGUGAACCUCUCUCCCAGACCGGGACUGGGACUUUACCCCAGACCUGGACCUCAUCAUGAGCAGACAGGAUUUGCACAUGCCGAGCAGGAACUAGCCCUUUUGGCCGUGAGAUUUGGGAGGGCAGGGCAGGCAUGAACACAGCCUCCUGUGGCAAGAUCUAUCUCCCCAUGACAUCCUUUCAGGGCAUCCUCAGAGGGUUCUGUGAUGGGGAGCAGGAGGCCUGGGCCUAGGAAGGAAGGGAGUGCGUGCAGGAUAAGGAACAUUCCAAAUAUCAGGGCCUCCCUGUUCUUUCCUCUCUUACCCAAGCUCCUGCAAGGGGAAAGUCAGGUUUGGGGAGCAGGUGGCAGAGGGAGGGAGCAAAGAAAGAGCCAAAAAUGAUGAUCCACAGCUUAUAGUAGCAGUUCAACUGUCUGAAGUUUUUACCUUUUUUUGUGGUUGGGAGGGCAGGAGGCCCCAUGGUUAAGAGGGUUCCCACCCAGAACUCUUAUUUGGAGAGCUGUGCACUUUAAAGGGUAGUUUUGUUACAGAUGUUUAUGGCUGAGUUUGUAGUGGGAGGAGUACUCAAUCCACAAGACUCCUCUUGAUACUCUGCUUCAGCCUUUCUCACCCAUCUCUCACCAUCCCCCCAUAAGGCUUCUUGCACCAGAAGAGGGGAAAACCCUCCUAGCAUUCAGAGUGAAGUACUGACUUGGCAUGGACCCAGUUGAGGGGCUUUGGGAGGAAGACCUGUUGGCCAAGCUGACUGGACUUUAGGCAGGGUUUCUGGAAAGAUAACUGAUGUAACAGACCCAUCUACUCAGUCUACCAGACCCACUUUGAAAUUGUACUGAAUCUCUAGUUGAUAAUGGUGACUUGAAAGAACUGUUGGGCCCUUUUUCCAAGACCUCUGUGCUCCUCUGUCUGUCUGUGUUGUGCCUAAGUGCCUGCGCUGUUCCCACCCUUCAGCUUCCCUAACCUCUCUGCAUGGUAACACGACCAGGGCCUGAUCUGUAUCUGCACUGCCUUUCCCCUUCUGCAAAAUUGGUUUGAUCCACUCUGACCAAGACCUUUAGUUUUCAGUAUGUAGGGGUCUCUCUGGUCCCCCCUCCCUUAUAUAUUUUGUUUUUAAAAAUGAAGGAGGGUGGAUAAAUAGCAUAGUGGUUAUGCUAAAAGACUUUCAUGCCUGAGGUUGUGAGGUCCCAGGUUCAAUCCCCAGCACCACCAUAAGCCAGAGCUGAGCACGCUCUGGGAAAAAAACAAACUCAAGGAAUCAUGUCCCCUCCUCUGCAGCUAACAAGCUUGGUGGAGAAACAAGAAGGGAACUCUGCCCUGGGUCAGAGCAAACACACCUGGCUGGGCAGUGCCUGAGCCAGCAUUUUUACACAGCCCUUUCCCCUGAUUCCACUGCCUCUCCCAGCAAUCUGACUUCCCUGAGCCAUGCCCUCCCACUGUCAGCUCUAAGGUUCUAGGAUAGUCUUAAUGUUUCAAUACCUGAAGUCUCGCAGAUUUCAUUUUGUGGUGAAGUAUUCCUCUGCAAAGAGUACUUUCAAUGUUACAUUCUUUUUCCCACCUCACCCCCCAGUGUCUUAAGCCCAAUUUUUAUUCAGAACUUUUAGCAUCAACUUGGGCUGCAGGAUUCUGUAGGUAUUAAGAAUUAGGCUCGCACACCAGCUUUUAGGGAUGGGUGGGUGGGUUUUUGUUUGUUUUUCAGGAGUCUUUAGACUCUUGAAACAACUCAGGGUAUUGUCCACCCAGCUCUCUGGUGAGGCUUCUCCUAGGGUAUGAUCCUGGAUUUCCUUUAAUGUUUGUCUGGCCAAGACCCGGCCUGUCAUCAGGAGUCCCAAACCUUUGAGGUCUAAUCUCUGCUCUGUCAAAGGCUUUAGGCAUGUCUUAUGACCUCUUUUGCUCUUUCAUUUCCUCCCCAGUUGCCAAAUGGGGAUAAAUAAUCUUACCUACCUCCUGGGAGUGGGGGGAAGAGUUCUGAGAAUGGAGUCAUUCUUAGUGUUCAGGUGCUAAUGGUUGUUCUCGUAGAAGAACAUAGUAACAGAGACUGGCUUGUUUGCUGCAAGCUCUACACUCCACUGUUUUUCCUUGAGAGCAGUUACCUGGUCAGUCUGCUUUUAGAGGCCCACCCAAAGGAAGCUGUUGACCUGACUGUGAGAAUGUUAAGUCUCAGUUCACCUCAGAACCAAACACCAACCAUAUCUGGUGAACACUCAAUAUUGUGCACAUUUGGGAUCAUGUCCUUUCCCUUAUCUGACACCUCUUCUUUCCCUGCCCCCCAAUGCUGCUUCUUUGGCUUGUUUCUUCAAUUUAGUGCAGACUCAAGCGACAAAGUCUUGAGGAAUUCUCUCAGAUGACUGCCCUGGGAGAAGGCCUCAUCUCUGGCUGGCUUUUGAGCAAGUCAUUGCUAAGAAAUUUUGUUUGCAUGUGUUUCUUAGAAGCAUUCUUCCUCACAGAAAGGCUCAUCAACUGAGUAUUGUAACGUACACACAGUGGUACACACAGUGGUCACUCAAGAAAUGCUCACCGAGGACCUCAACUCAGCUUCCUUCUUAUGGGAGCAAACUCUGUCUACCCAGAUGCAGCCCAUUUCCCAACCUGGUAACUUCCACUUAAUCCUGGAAAGAAGACCUUUCAUACCAUAGCAAGUUGGCCCGAAUCUUUCUGCUGUUGUUCCUCUUCUAUCUUUUGUUAGUGAAGUCAUAUGUGUGUAAUAUAUUAAUGUUUUAUUUGCUGAGCUACAGAGGGGUCUUUUGUAAAGUUGGUCUCAUAGAAAAACUACCUGUUUGCUUUAUAUCUUGGUCAGAGCUUUGGCAUUCCCUUGCCUUUUCCCUCUAAUUCAGUCUUUCUUCCAGGCAUUACAAGUCCAUUCUUCCUUAUAGGAAUUUCAUAAGUAUGUAAGAAAUAUAAGAGCAGCUUUGAGAGAGUGAACAUUUUGGUGGGAAGCUGCCUGCAUUUGGAGAAUGGACAAUUAAAGAUGGCUGGAGUCAACCCCUUGUCAGUGGUUGGUCAUCCAUAGAUAGAAAAGGAAGACUGUUAAACAGAAAUACCUAUUUGCAAGUAGGGGAAGUAGGUUAAAGUAUGGAAAAUAUAUUUAAGUCCUGGAUUAUCAUUCCUAGCAAGGUUGGGGAGGAGUGGAGGUCAUGGGGGAGGGUCCUAAGAAUUAAAGAGUUGAGCACUUGAACCCAAGGAGGAGGAGCCCAGCAUAUCUGGACUGACCUUUCCACAUGCUUGAUCCCAUUGGUUAUAAUACCAAGGGCUUUGGUCUGUGCUGCUUUGCCUCUGCUGCUGCCUGCUCACUGUCCUGCCUGCUGCCCUUUAUACUCUCUGUCCUUCCAUAUCUUUGUCCGCUUAGACAUAUCCAGCCUUCCUAUCCAUUCCUACCUUGAAGAUGUUACUUCAUAGUAAGGCUAUGUUGAGUAGGGAUAGUAUGAAAUGCUGCUGGUAAAUGCUGGUUGGUAAAUCCAAAGGGAUGUGACUUCAGUUCUUGUGAGGAGCCCUUUGACUCCAAUUAUCUGAUUCUCUUGAAAGUCUUUUAGUGUGUGUGUGUGGGGGGGUUUCUAUGUAUUAACUUCUUAACCUUUGUAGUAUCUAGUAGCCUAUUAAAAAAAAUGAGUGAUAGGAGCUAAGUCAGGGCCUAUGUCAGCAUUCCAGGGAGUUUUAUCCAGCUCGUUAUAUAUAUGGAUUUUGGGGUUGGGAGAGGGUUUGAGAUUUGGCCAAAAUAGCCCUUCAAAUGGAACUUGGUUUCAUUUUUAACCAAGUGGGUGUCAUAGUUGAUGCAGAGUAGUAGUAUGCUGUCAACCUGUGACCAACACGCAGAUUGAAGAUCACACUGGAGAGAAAGGGUGGGCAUGAGUUGCCUGGGAAAAAAACCCUGGGUCUGGUCUGGUGGAGUGAAGAUAACCGGAUUAAUUGAUUUGGCUGUGGAAGAUUAGGUCACACACAUAUAAGUAAUAGUAAAUAGGGCAGGGGCCACAUUUUAUUGAGACUUCUUGGCCUCCUUGAGCAAAAUUACCAACCUAUAGUACUUUCCAAAUGGGAAAAGGUGUACACUACAGUUGAGUAGCUGAACCAUAAUAGGUUGGAUGUUGAUCAGGAACCUAUUAGCUCUUUGCUGGGAAGCCUUUACUUUACCUUCCAGCUUCCCUGGGGUAGGAAAGGUCUCCCACAUUAUGCAAUAAUAAAAUAAGCAUCUGGGUCUUUGCAGCUGUCAGUUGCUCUUUCAAUUCUAGGAUCCCUCUUUGGGCCUGAAACCUGGUCUAGGCCUAGGGUGACACUGGCCCUCGAGAUGCUAGCGUCGACUGCACUCUCUCCUUACCUGUAGACUAUGCACAGUGCCUGGGGUGGAAGGAGGAGAGCUGGUGCAGUUUGCCCAGCUGAGCCUCCCCAGCAGAACAGUAGUAAUAAAUGCACUUUUCACACUAAGGGUUUAUUAGUUCUCCUAUUAAACCUAGAUCCUUCCCCAGUAGAUUGCAAACUCAGUCUGUGUGAUCCCAAAGCCAUUUACUGCAAAUGUCAGCAGUGAAGAUGGCCUCAAAUUGGGUUCCUGUCUGCAUUAUGUGUGGCAGCUGCCCUUGUGCCUUUACCUAUUGUCGAACUUGCAAACAUUUAUUUCUGUCUUUGUCAUGGGAACUAAAAAACUCUUCAGGGGGUGGGAAGGGUGUUGACACAGUGGUUUUAUACCCACUCCCUGGAGAGGGAGUUUGCACAAAGUUGUGAGUUGCUAGUGCAGUGCUGGUAUUGCUGAAGGCAGGUUCCUCCCUCAUUUGCUUGAUGCUCAAAUUUGAGAAAAAUCUGGAUUGUAUUGGGGAAGAGACUGACAGUACUCAUGGCAAACUUGAAGUAUUAAAAUAAGGCUAUCCCCUAUAACCUUUCUAGUCACACACAGGAUCCCUCUAGCCAAAACAGUAUAUGUUCCAACUGCAGAGAGCAGACUGCUCUCAGCUUACACAGCACCUUAGGGGAGGGAAGAAUCUAUGGAGGGGUGGGGUGAAAAAGGAGGAUGGGAAAGUUGUCAUCCAGGUGGCUUUAGGAUUCUGAGGAGUAGAGAAGGAUGGCACGGGAGGUCUGGAUGGAUCUGAUUUGCGUAGGAGUUCCCUGUAGAUAAAUUACUGAUCCCCUAUCUACUAUCCUCAGUAUGUAAUGGCUGAAUAUGUAAUCAACUGCAUUGUAUCUAAAGCCUUAGAACUAGUCAGGUGCUCCCCCCACCCAACACCAUUUCUUACCCUCUAAUCCUACCUGAUCUUUAACAAAGCAUUAAUAAUUCUAAGGAUAAUCUCUAUUUUGUUGUGCUUUUUUGUAACUGUUUUAAAUAAAUCAAUUUGUACUGUAUAUUUGUACUUUUGUGAGAUCCUUUUUGCUGUUUUACCAUUCUAAGUCUCUGUACUUGGCUACACAGAUUGUAUUUUUAUUGUUAAUGCUCUUCUUAUGGAUACCUGCAUUUAACUUGUGGAUUAUGUAAACACAAUAUAUAUCAAUAUCUAUAUAUCUAUAUAUCUAUCUAUAUAAACUACUAGCUUUUC
Messenger RNA from Erinaceus europaeus (western European hedgehog), 7911 nucleotides. RefSeq names its product ataxin 1 like (gene ATXN1L). Bases 345 to 2411 code for a protein of 688 amino acids. NCBI's taxonomy places the organism in Eukaryota, Metazoa, Chordata, Mammalia, Eulipotyphla, Erinaceidae. Gene Ontology annotation, molecular function: RNA binding; protein binding. The record is from RefSeq and is a predicted model, not a curated record. Gene Ontology annotation, biological process: anatomical structure development; regulation of DNA-templated transcription. Gene Ontology annotation, cellular component: nucleus. The transcript has 3 exons.